This is a messenger RNA of Prorocentrum cordatum, 2308 nucleotides long. NCBI's taxonomy places the organism in Eukaryota, Dinophyceae, Prorocentrales, Prorocentraceae. The record is from the annotation of a GenBank genome assembly.
ACUGACGCUCUCAACGAGAACGUCGUGGAGAUCAUGGAGAACGGUCUCUCCAACAUCUUCGUGUUGAAGGAGCACGCGCCAACGGCGAUCCAGUUGUGGAUCAAACUCGUGCACAACCAAUACCAUCACGGCAGCGCCGUCACGCUGAUUCAAGUGUACGAGCAAUCGCCCUUGGCCGAGAAGUCUUGGAAACAACGCGCGAAAGCGAACUCAAUCACCGUGGACAGUUGCCCGAAGCAGGGCCCUCACCGCUACGAUAAACUCUACGAGAACCACGUCAUCAGCAAUUUCUCUGAUUAUUUCAAGUUCUACGAUCACUUCAAGAAGCUUGUUGCUUCUUAUCAUAAGAUGGUAAGUUUGUCCGCCUGGUCGGGCUACAAGGAGAUGUGUGAGAGCUCGUGUGAAUUCCUGAGAAAGGACCUCAGCAACGAGGCGGUGGCAUCGCUGAACAAUGAUAUCUUGGUCGCCGCCAAUAAGAUCAAGGACGUGAUCGACGGGGGGCUGCUCAACAUCAUCGCGCUGGAGGCCUUGAAGUUCGCUAUUCCUCUCGAGGACGAGGGCUUUCCAUGGCCCCCCAAGUGGAUCCUGAGGGGCGCAGAGAAGGACAGCAGCAAGAAGAGGCUCGCAGCGAUGGUCCUGCAAGAGAAGGCCGCCAAAAAGCAAAAGGGUAAAGGUGGCAUAUGCAUCCCUGCGGAAGACACCCAAACGACGGUCGAGGAGUCUGGCAAACUCCGCGAGAAGGUGUGGCUCGACGAUCUUGUGCAGGCCAUCGUGACCCCUGUAUCCGAGAUCAUGAAGGAUGCGAAGAUGCCCGAGAUCAGGGCUAACAUAGCCAUCGGUUUGGAGUUCUGCUUCGCGUCCGAGGUGACGGUGGACGGCGUGACCUACAGCAAGUGGAGCGAGCUGAGGAGGAAAAUCGUCAAGAGGAUGGUCACGGCGCACGACGUCGAGCUCCGACGUGCAGGGUUGGAUGCAGCCGUGCGUGGCGAGGGGGCCGAGUCUCAACCGCACGAUGACGAGGGCGACGACUCCCAAGUCUCAGCGACCGCCCCGUCGCCGCGGAAGUCCGAGGUGGUGAGGGACAUGUCCGAGUACGUGAAUGACGAGAAGCUCGUGCUCAAGGUGUCGCGCUUCAUCUACACCAACAAGACGACCUGCGGCAUGGCCAUGCAACCGUACUACCUUUUUGUGUCGCAGAAUAUGGUGCAGAGCUUGAGCGGCCUGGUCGAGAAGGAUGAGCUGACACUCAAUGCUGCUUUGGAGUCGUUCUUGCGCGUGACGUGCAAGGUGUUCGAUGACAGGACGGUCUGCUUCAUCAAGAGGGCCUCGAAGCACAUCGAUUCCGACGACUGCGGCAACCUGUUCAGCGUCGCCGACGUCACGGGGGGCGCGUGCAACACCAAGGACGAGUUCAUGAUGCUUAGGUCUCUGCGCGUUCGGUACUGCAUUGGAAUACUGUCUUCAAUGGGCCGAGGAGCUCUGACCGACAUGGCGACGGAUUCGAUGAAGAAGCUCGAAGCGGAGUUCAAUGAUACUGUCGAGAUUGAUAUUUCAACACCAUCUACAUCCUGGGUGGAGUUGUGGUCCGAACUGAUACAGGCGGCCGCGUCGGGGGACCUGCGCACCCACAUCGAGUUACAGCAGCGCGUUGGUGCGCCAGCUCCUCCGCCUGCUCCAACUGCAGCGCCUGACGGUGAAGCUGAAGCCGCUGAUGGCGAAGCUACGUCGGUACCUGAUUCACUUGAAGAUUUGUGGGCGCAGACGGCAACGACUUCGGCGGUGAUCAAGACGUUCAUUUUCGAGCUGCAGGCCUUCAUCUUUCGGAAGUGCAACGUGCCCGUGUUCGCCCCGCCGACGGUCGGCCAAGACGACGGCCCCAAGUCCAAGAUGGAGGCGAACGUGCUCGAGGCUGGCUGGUGCGAUAUUCUCUGGAACCCGACUCCCGAGAAGAAAGACCAUUUCUACGUCGCCAAGAAAGUCUCGGCGGGAAUUCGGCUCAAUUUUUUCGGCAAUGUGACGAGGAUCCAGGUGCCAGGUUCUGUGAAAGUGGCACGUGCGUUCGACAUGGAAUUCUUCGUGUGCAGCGACGGCGUCGCCUGCGACCCGACCAUGGGAGACGUUCUAUGCCCUGCUUGGGCUAUUCCAUACCCGCAGAAGGCCAAGGCCAAGGCAGAUGCGCCUCGGAAGCCCGACGAACUCCAGGAUCCAGUGCUUCUCCAUGGGGUGAUCACUCUGCCGUUUGACUUCGAGUACACUGUAAUGAACCAUCUACACAAGGUGACUGUUGAUGUGAGUUUCCACUACUUAA